Molecule: messenger RNA, 815 nt
Organism: Closterium sp. NIES-67
Lineage: Eukaryota; Viridiplantae; Streptophyta; Zygnematophyceae; Desmidiales; Closteriaceae
Source: the annotation of a GenBank genome assembly
UCCCUACAGGCCCGCCUAGUUUUCUUGAAGGGGUCAUCGCGGCUGCUCGCUGCGUUUGUUCUGGAACCAUCUGCUCGUUCCAGCUCCACGUCUGCCAUCACUCGCUCGCCCUGCACUUCUAGUCCUCUGGGCCGUGCCUGUCUCCAGAUCUUCAAACACCUCGCCAUCGUCACCGCCACCCGUGCGCUAUCUCGCCGCCCGACGCACACGCCAUGGCUCGCAGCAGACGCCCCGCAGCGCGCCCCGCCCCUCGCGCCAUGCCGGCUGCGGCUCCCCGCGCUCCUCCUCCCGCCCCUGCCGCGGCACCGGCUCCUGCGCCCAUGCAGCAGAGCAGCGGCGGAGGCGGCAUGCUGGGCGGCAUGAUGGGGAUGGUUGGACAAGGGCUGGCGUUCGGCACGGGCAGCGCCAUUGCGCACCGCGCCAUGGACGCCGUGGUGGGGCCGCGCACCGUCACGCACGAACACGUUGGCGCGGCCGACGCUGCUCCCGCGCCCGCUGCCGCUGCCGCCCCUGCCAUGGCACCUGCAUCCGCUGAUGCAUGCACGUACCACGCCAAGGCGUUCGCUGACUGUGUGCAGGCAAAUGGCACGGACAUUGCCAAGUGCCAGUUCUACAUUGACAUGCUCAACGACUGCAAGAAGCAGCACGGUCUGUCUGCUUGAGUCUGCCAUCCACUGGCCUUGUGUGCAGGGGCAUUAGAUUAUGGUGUGCUAGCAAUUAGGGUUUGCUGUAACUGAACUUCGCAUUUACCUGCAUCCAUGUCUUACUAUAUGACGUAUUGAUCCUUAAGACUGUUGUGAUGAAUGAAGUUUUGC